Aspergillus bombycis is the source of this 564-nucleotide messenger RNA. RefSeq lists its product as uncharacterized. The coding region runs from base 1 to 564 and encodes 187 amino acids. The transcript has a single exon. The record is from RefSeq and is a predicted model, not a curated record. NCBI's taxonomy places the organism in Eukaryota, Fungi, Ascomycota, Eurotiomycetes, Eurotiales, Aspergillaceae.
AUGGUUGACAUCGAAAAGCCUUAUAGCAUCUCGGCCUUCAAUUCCUUGCCUGAUCUGCACCACGCACAGGAAGACUUCAUAGUCAAUGGCGGUCCUGAGCUGGUCAACAAUGUCCUCGGACCCUUGAUCGUGCAGCAUCGAUUGGCAUCCACGCUUGGCGUUGGCCUAUUGCACCGUCACUUUGACCUUUCAGACAAGGAGAAACUGGUUGAGUUUAACCAUGUUUCAACGCCAUGGAUGCAUCAGCAAGGUGACAAGCAUAGCGGAGGCCGAAUCCUACCUUGUGCCUGGAUGAUUGAUGGCACCGGUCUCGUUCCGUAUGAGUUCUAUUUCUCGCCGCUUUGCCAUGAUGCGAAAGUUGAACUAGCUGUCAUGGCUCCAUUUCUCCACAACUUUAUACACCUCAUUAAAGAUUCGGGAUUGGAAAAGACCAUUGGACUUCGCUUGUUUCCUCGUUGCGGCUUUACAGGCGCGCUGGAAAUGACCGAGGGGAGAGCAAAUAUCAAUUUGACACCCGACCAGGUAAAGUCCAACCCAUCCUGCAACGGUAUUUCUGUGAAUUGA